UCACACUGUUUUAAAUUGUCUUAAUUGUACAUUAACCAUUAUUUUAUACAUAAUUUAAAAUCAGUGUAAGGGAGGUAAUUCAAAUGAUGUAUUUGAUUUAUCUCCCUUACACUGCUUUAAAUUAUGGUUUGUACUAAAGUAUUUGUCCAUUAACCAGGACAACCUUGUUUUCCCCCCUUUUUUGCCCCUAAUUCCUAAACAGUUUGAGCCAUAACCCCCCAAAGCAAAUCCUAACCAUCCCUUUGUGGUAUGGAAACUUGUGGUAUAAUUUCAGAGAGAUCCAUACACCUUUCCACAAGUUAUUGUCUGGAAACUAGAAAAUGCUUAUUUUGGCCCCUUUUUGGCCCAUUAUUCCUAACUGUUGGUACCAUAACCCCCAAAAUCAAUCCCAACCUUCCUUUUGUGGUAUUUAACCUUAUUGUAAAAUUUCAUAGAGAUCCAUUCACUUAAAACUAAAGUUAUAGUGCGAAAACCAAUGUGUCUUCAGACGACGACGCCAACGUCAUACCAAUAUACGACCGCAAAAAUUUUUUGGGGCGUAUAAAAAGGACUUAGUAUGGCGGAAUUUAAUAUCCCCCCUCCCACCCCCCAAAAGAAAAAUACAAAACAAAACAACAUUAAUUCUCCUGUUAAAUAUGUUUGAGUGUUGGAGGUGAGUUUCAAGCUCUAGUCUCCCACCAGCAUCCAUUUCUGUUAAUUUUAUUAUUAUGCAGUGUUAAGAAUCCAUACAGUAUCGGUUUAAAUUUAAGCACUGGUAAAGGCCGGAACAUUUCCCUAUAAAUGGGUAUUUUAUAAUAAGAAAAAAAUAAACAGGGAAUGUGUCUAUGGGACACAGAUGAUGCCCCCACUUGCAUAUAAAGUUAAGGGCUAUAAUUCAAGAACUGUAAAAGUGACGCUACCCAAAUUUCUUCUUGAUCUGAGUUUUGUGGUAAUAAGCAUUGUGUCAAAGUUUCAUAACAUUUGGUUGAGGCAAACUUUAGUUAGAGAACAGAAACAUAAAAUUCAGCAGUUUUUCCAUUUGUAAAGGGGCAUAACUCUAGAAUAGUAAAAGCAAAAUUAAACCUCAAUCUGUGUUUUGUGGUAAUAAGCAUUGUGGAUAAGUUUCAUAAAAUUUGGUUAAGGCAAACUAAAUUUAGAGAACGGAAAACUUUUUUGGGAUGUACGGAGGGACGAACAUACAGAUGGACAAGGUUAAAACUUAAUGACCCCUCCACUAUGGCGGGGCAUAAAAAGACAUAGAAAACAAGAACUACUUUUUGCUCAUAAUUCUUUAACAGGAAAGGCAACACUCCUACAUAGUUUGGGUUACCAGUUACAUAUGAGGGUCUGAAUAGGGUGGUGUUCAUUUAUAUGAUUAAUUUCAUGCCAUUGUUAUAUAUUCUUUAAAUUUUAACACAUAAUUAUUUUUUUUAUCUUUUAGUAAAAAAAAAAGUUUUCUAUUUUCCUUUCUUUUUCUUAAUCACCAUGCUUUUCCAUUAUCUUUUAAUUUGUAAACCUCGUCCAUACUGCCUUAUAUGACUGAUGGUAAUGAAGGAAUAAACAGCUACCAUAAUAAUACAAUUAAUAAUGUACUCACAAAAUUACAACAAAAGAAAAAUAUAAAUAUCACCAAGAAGUGCUUAGAACAAAUUAGAAAUCUUUCAAAUUAUUUAAAUUUUACUACAAAUGCAGUACCUUAAAUCAAUUUCACAGCUACAUUAGAACAAAUAUUUUGAUAUACUAGUAUACAACAAUAAUAUAUAAUUAUAAAUGAUAACUGUUGAUUAAGAAUGCCAUACAACAUGUCAGUGUCUUGCAAUUAUAAAUAACCUUAAAAAUUGGUUUAAUCAGCGACAACAUUUAUACAAAGAUCAUUACACGAUAACAAAAAUUCAACUCCAAUCUUUAUACAUAACUACAUGUACAUAAUUUAAUCUUUGUGCACUGUCAUUUUUACCAAACCCUCUGCAUUUUAAAAAAUGAAACGUAACAAGAAUCUUAUAUAGAACAAUCACAUCCCAUUCUUACUAUGGAUUACCUCCCUUUGAUCAUAUACAAAAUGUUGUUGUUUUUUUUCAGACAAAAGAAUUAUUGAGGAAAGUUUACCAAUUCUUUGUGGGAGAGAAGGAGAAAAAUAAACCAUGGGCACUUCAAAAUCCCAUUAAAAGACUAGUAAAGGCAACAGGGAUUAAACCAACAACACUGCGACGUUAUGUCCAUACAGAUGCCAGUGAUGAUGCUGUGCAGGAUGUGGUGAAGGCAGUUCAUAAGGCUGCUGUCCAGAAAACUGUCAAGAAGAACCAGAAGUUGGAUGAUUUCGACAAAGGUGUGGUGAGAAGGACCAUCUAUGAUCUGCACAAGAAAUCCCAGUCAGUGACCAUGCCAAGUCUGCAGCAAGCUCUGAAAAAGAAAGACAUCGACGUUUCCAUAUCAACAGUGUCGAGAACAGUGCGUUUACUGGGGUUUCGGUUCUACAAGAAUGCGUCAAGCCGAAGAUCUGUGUCGGAGAGGGAGGACAUCGUUCUCAUGAGAAUGACAUAUCUUCGUAAGAUACGUAAGUUUAGGCAGCAGGGGCGUCAUAUUGUAUAUCUAGAUGAGACUUGGUUGAACACUAAUCAUGUGGUAAAGGGUGACUGGCUGGAUGUUCCCAGCACGUCCAUGUCUGUCUUUGAGCCCCACUGUAAAGGUACCCAUCGGAAAGUCCCUUCUGGCAAGGGUACUAGAUUGAUAAUCCUAGAUGUUGGCUCCUCUCAACAAGGCCUAAUCCCCGGAUGUGGUCUUAUAUUUGAGUCGAAAACCAACAGCUCUGAUUAUCAUGACGAGAUGAAUAAGGAGCACUUUACAGAGUGGUUCAGAGAUACACUUCUCCCUAAACUGCCUCCUCGGUCUGUAAUCAUAAUGGACAAUGCUCCGUAUCACAGUCACUUAGAUCCUGACUCAAGGGUACCAAACACUAACAGCAACAAGUCAGAGAUCUCGGCAUGGCUGGAGAAGAGCAUUGUUCAGUAUGAUAAGAAAAUGAAAAAGGCCGAGCUGCUUGAUUUGGUGAAGCAACACAAACCUCUUCCUAGGUAUAUUAUAGACGAACUUGCAUCAGCUAAUGGCCAUGAGAUUUUACGAACACCUCCUUACCAUUGUGAGCUCAAUCCCAUCGAAAUGGUUUGGUCUUACUUAAAAGGCUAUGUAGCUAGACAUAAUUCUAGCUGCAAGAAAAAAGACAUUAUCAAGCUUUUUGAGGAGGCCAAGUCCCAUAUCGAUGCGGAGCGCUGGGCUAAAUUUGAGACUCAUGUGGAAAGGGAGUUUGAGGAAAAGCUCAGGAAACUUGAUGGCAUCAGAGACGAAGACGUCGAUCCAGUGGUGAUUGACAUGACGGACAAUGACAGCCAAGACAGUCAAAGGACAAUUCCUUACAUGUUUUCAGAGGGGGAGGAGGAGGGGAAUGACGUUGAAAAUGACAAUGACUUUGAGGACAGUGUCUCUGAUACCAUCAAUGAUGCUGAUGAGAUUUUGUGCAAUACCUGUGGUAGCACUGAACCACCCAAGCCUAUUCAAAAGGACAAGUAUAUAUCCUGGUUUCAGUGUGAUGCUUGUGAUCAGUGGGUACACAACAGGUGUUGCACAAAACCUGCUCUUGCGAAGAAUGUCUGUCUUCGGUGCUUCUCCAUUUUUAACCACCGGAACCUCAGUGAACCACUGAUUUCGCCACUUGAAGAGAUGGAACAGUGAUGUCUUUCUUUCAUGCCAGUAAAAUAGUAACAUGAACACUCCAUAAUUUUUACUUAUUAAAGAUAUUUUUAAAUGUAGAUUUAUCAAUAAAAUUGAGAAUGGAAAUGGGGAAUACUUAUAGCAAUGUAUAAAAUUGAUUGUUUUAUUCAAAGCAUGUUAAGAAAAAUGAUAAACAGAAAAACUAUCUUUUCUAUAAAAAGUGAUUUCCUAUAUAUAAUAUCUGU
Molecule: messenger RNA, 3929 nt
Organism: Mytilus californianus (California mussel)
Lineage: Eukaryota; Metazoa; Mollusca; Bivalvia; Mytilida; Mytilidae
Exons: 3
Coding region: 2359-3705 (448 amino acids)
Molecular function (GO): nucleic acid binding
Source: RefSeq, a predicted model, not a curated record